Sphaeramia orbicularis (orbiculate cardinalfish) is the source of this 3375-nucleotide messenger RNA. RefSeq names its product probable E3 ubiquitin-protein ligase HERC3. Gene Ontology annotation, cellular component: cytoplasm. The record is from RefSeq and is a predicted model, not a curated record. The coding region runs from base 1 to 2982 and encodes 993 amino acids. Gene Ontology annotation, molecular function: ubiquitin protein ligase activity. Gene Ontology annotation, biological process: protein ubiquitination; ubiquitin-dependent protein catabolic process. Lineage: Eukaryota; Metazoa; Chordata; Actinopteri; Kurtiformes; Apogonidae. The transcript is spliced from 23 exons.
AUGUUCUCCUGGGGGGAGGAGUGCCGCCGCGGCUUCAGGCUCUCAGAUGGUUCCUAUGAGUCCGGUUCAGCCCAUCUGGACCUGGACUUCACCAUCACAGACCUGUCUGCGGGUCCGACCACCGUCUGCUUUGUCAAAAAGAACCAGAAGGCGUUUAUUAUCAGCUCCAGUGAGGACAGCAAAGGAAGAAGAGUCCGAGGAAAACAGAAGUGUGUGGAAACUAAAGAGAAGAUCCGGGCUGUGAGCUGCUCUGAUCAGGUGGUUUUACUGCUGUCCAAGAGGGGACAUGUCCUCAGUGUGGACACAACCAGACCUGCUUCCACCCCACGGCCCAUCACAGCGUUCAGUCGUACACCGGUAUCUCAGGUCGCCUGUGGAAGUCAACAUUCAGUGGCUCUGACCAAAGAUGGUCAGGUGUACACGUGGGGUGUGGACUCCAGAGGUCAGCUGGGUCUGGGCAAGAAGACACCCGGGGUUCAUUCACCUGAACAGGUCAGAAGUUUGUGUUCCGUCCCUGUGGUCGAGAUCACUGCAGGAGGAGAGCAGAGCUUCGGCCUCUCUGUGUCUGGAAGUGUGUUCAGCUGGGGCAGAAACCACCGGGGCCAGCUGGGACUGGGACACACCGAAGACAGACACACACCGACCCAUGUUCAUUCCUUGGACAUGAAGAAGACUGUUCACGUCUCCUGUGGAGAGGACCACACGGCUGUGCUGACCAAAGAUGGUGCAGUGUUCACGUUUGGUUCGGGUCAACAUGGACAACUUGGGCACAACUCAUUCAGAGAUGAACUACGACCUCGGCUUGUCGCAGAGUUCUGGGGGUCAAAGGUCACCCAGGUUGCAUGUGGACGACACCACACUUUAGCUCUGACAGAGUCAAAGAAGAUCUACUCGUUUGGGUGUGGAGAGCAAGGGCAGCUGGGACGUGGAAAGAAGAAUCAUCGAGCUGUACCACUGCCUGUCCAGCUGCCACCCGGCCAUGUUGAUGGGUCCAACAUUAGAAACAUCUUCGCCGGAGGAAACUGUUCUUUUGCAACAUGUUCAUCUGAGGACGACAAUGAAGAGUCAAACAGUGCCACUGUGACCCAGCUGACUGUAGAUGACAUGGUUAAUAAAUGGACCUCUGAAUGUGAUUCUAACUCAUGGAAAAACACCAAACAUGAAAUCCAAAGGACGUUUUCCUCUGCAUCCACUGUGAAUAAAAGCUUCCUCGAUCGAAGCAGAGAUAAACACUUCCAGACCUCGUCAAAGUUCUGUGGUUUGGACUUCACAGCUGUUCAGAGAGCUUUCACCAAACUACUGCAGAAAGACCAGGUUUUAACUCAGGUUGAAGCCACCAUCAUUCACUUGCUUCCCACUCUGAAUCCAGCCCCAGUGGGAGUGGAGGGCUUGAGGAUCUACCUGCUCCUCAAUGAGCUUCUGCAUGUGGUCCAGGAACACAAGCAGAGCUCAAAGCUGGCUGAGGCGGUCGCUGCUGCCGUCCACAGACUGUCAGCUGACAGCCUCCGGGUCUUAGGGGACUGGUGGUCGUCUCUGUCAGACUCCAUCAGGGUUAGACAUGUGGAGGUGUGGAAGAAGGCUCUGUCAGUGCUCAUGUCCCCUGAGACUUUUCGUCCAGACUCUGCAGUCAAAAAUAUGCUACAAGUCCUCCAGUACAUGUACAACGCUAACAACAGGACUGUGGAUGCUCAAAGAAUCCCAGAAAGUGUUUUUCAUUUGUCGAUCAGCACUGAGGUUCUUGCCAUGUACAUAUAUCUGGGGCGUUUAAGGUUCCAUGAGCCCCCUGUCAUCUUUAGCUUCCCAUUUCUGAUGAAUCUGCAAACCAAGAAAAAGGUGUUGGACCUCACUUUUGCAUUCAUUAAGAUUGAAAGAAUGUCUUUACCCUGUUGGCUUCAUAUUGUGGAGACUGGAUGGGAUGAUGAGGUGCCUACUGAUGUGAAAUUAGUACUGAAGCUGCGCCGAACAUCUGUCUUGGACGACACAUUCAAACAACUGGCCAACACUCAUGACAAUGACUUUAAGAAGCAGCUUCUGGUUUAUUACAAUGAAAACCUCAUAUAUGAUGGUGUGAACAACAAAGACUUUUUCCACCAAGUGUUUCAUGAGAUGAUGUCACCUGAGUCUGGGAUGUUCAUGUUCAACGACUCCAAAACGCUGGCAUGGUUUCCCUCCAGACCAACACAGGAGCACAGAAGAUACUUCCUGUUUGGAGUUCUGUGUGGAAUGGCUUUGUACAACCAAAGUAUCAUCCAUCUACCGUUUCCACUGGCUCUGUUUAAGAAGCUGCUGGAUGUAAAACCAUCACUGGACGAUUUGACAGAAUUCAGCCCAAGUGUUGGACAGUGUCUGAAGUCCAUCCUGGAGGAAUACAACGAGGAAGUGAUAGAAAGCCUGGACAUUGAUUUUUUGAUCAACUGGGACGGGACAGAUGUUAACCUCGAUCCAGGCACUCCUAAAAAACCUGUGACAGAUCAAAAUAAGAAGGAGUUUGUGGACGCCUACAUUAAUUUUGCUUUCAAGGCAUCGGUGGAGAGGGUGUUUCAUGAGUUCAAGCGAGGCUUCUUCCAGGUGUGUGAUCCGGCUGUGGUGAAGCUUUUCCAGCCGGAGCAGCUUCAGAGAGUUCUGGUGGGAACAGAGGUCAAUGACUGGACAAAACUGAAGCAGAGCACAGUUUAUAAAGGACAGUACAGCACCAACCAUCCCACCAUUCUGAUGUUCUGGGAGGUGUUUGAUGAACUAACUGAGGAUCAGAAAACAGCUUUACUUUGGUUUGUGACAGGUUUUGAGAGAGUUCCCAUUCUCAAUACAGACAACUUGAAGAUGCAAGUGGGCGAGUUGUCAGACAAAGUCCAGAACCUGGACUAUGACCAGUACUACCCGAAAUCACAUACAUGCUUCUUUGCUUUGGAGUUGCCUCGAUACUCAACCAAGGAGAUCAUGAAGAAUAAGCUAAUAGAGGCCUUCAGUCAAAUCGACCACUGACUGAGCACCAUGUCUGUUUUUAUGGAGGCACUGGAACAAACAAAGCACUUUGGAAACGGAAAUCCUGCUGUUGUGACCAUGUAACAUAAAUUAAUUUACUCUUCCUGAUACUAGUGUACAUGCAGUUGAUGUCUAUCUGUACAAAGUGUAAAAAUCACAUGUAUCUUAAAUAAGUUACUUAACUCUUAAGUGUUAAAAAUACUGAGAGAAUAAAGAGUGGGAUUCAUUUAGACAUUUUGGACCAAAGUCAAAUGUUGCAAGAAAAAAACUUUGGAAAUUGUUAUUUGUCUUUGUGUUACAUGAAUGACUGUUCAUGUUACAUUUAUGUUGUUAAAUCACAAUCAUCUGCACAUGUUAAAUGAAACAAAUUAACUAUAAAUGAGGGGCAGGUAA